Molecule: messenger RNA, 3499 nt
Organism: Dermacentor silvarum
Lineage: Eukaryota; Metazoa; Arthropoda; Arachnida; Ixodida; Ixodidae
Product: AF4/FMR2 family member lilli
Exons: 6
Coding region: 1-1875 (624 amino acids)
Source: RefSeq, a predicted model, not a curated record
AUGCUUGUGCUACAGACGCGUCCCAGCCGUCUGCUGGGCGGCGGCUUCUCCCGAGUGCUCCGCAACGCCAUCACCAUCAAGAUGGUGCUGGGCAUCGUGCUGUUCUUUGCCGGAAUGAGCAGCCUGUACGUGAAUCACCGGCUGGGACUGUCCCUGGCCGGCGUCGGCCUCGUGCUCGUCUUCGUGCCCGCCGAAUUCCUCUUCGGCCUAUGCAUCGACUUCAAAGGUCACAAGGAGGACGCCAGGUGUUCGCGGUCCGGCAGCACCAAGUCCGACUAUCGGCCCACGGAAGUGGUGGUCGAGGACGACGGUGGAAACGGCGCCGCGCUCUCCGUUUCCGGCGACAACGCUUCCACACUUCCGCCGGAAGGGGUCCGGCAAGAGGCCGGAAGCGGGGACGCCGGCUCGUCGCAGGUCAACGGGAGCUCGCCCGGCGGCGACAGCCGACGGACAUCCUCACCCCGCUGCACGUGCCCAGGAAAGAACUCGCCGCCGGACAUGGCAGUGCAGCUGCACCGGACACGAAGCGACGUCCUCAGGGCGGGACCCGGAUCGGCCGUGGACGUCAGGAGCGAGGUCGAAGCCUCGCAGUUACUGGCCGCAGACGGGAUGCAGAACGUGGCCCCCAAGGCGGAGGCGACGCCGUCUCCGACUUGCAAGUUCCACCGCACGCGGUCGGCGGUGCUUCGAGCUGAGGACCUGCCCAAGAACGCAUCGCCACAGGUCGUACGCUUCAACAUCGGCGCCGACAUCGACGACCCUGCUGCUGCCGCUGCCAUCAGCGGCGCCACCGCCUCGAGAACCCUGUCCGGCGGAGGACGUGCCAGGGGGGGUGCGGGCCUGUCGCCCAGCGCGAGAGGCGCUCUUGUCAGAGGCGUGAGCUUCGAGCAGACGACGUUCCACAGGAGCAAGUCCGCCGUCAUGCACCGGGGCAGCCUGUCGGGAGACGAGGCGACGACCGCCGCGUCCUUGUCGUCGCCGUCCUCGUCGGCCAAGUCUUCGCCGACCAGGUCACUGAGGGGUCAGGGUGCCAACACCUCGCCGUUCAAGGAACGCCCACUGGCUGCCGCGGUGGCCAGGGUUCAGCAGUUGCAGCAGAUGUCCGCGGCACGAAGUCAGAGCUCCAAGAGUGCCGCAGCGGGAAGCGACCCUCGAGUGCCAACGAUGGCGGUGCAGCUGUACGAACCGCCCUUUGCGAGGCCACCAAUCUCGGAUCUCAGCAACGAGAAUUACACGCGGUUCCACCGUAUUCGGGCUGUGCAACAGCAGCAGCAACAGCAGCAGCAGCAACAGCAGGCAGCCGCCACCAGUGCUCCGGGGCUCACGGCUCGCAGGAAAGAGGCGACAACGUCGCAGAACUUGCUCGUGAGGACAAGGUCGAUGACUACUUCCCGAUCCUCGACAAACCUCACUCAGCCGCAGCAGCAAGAGAGCGCGAAGACGACAGGCAAGUCGAGCAGGGAGAAAAACGCGCCCGCUGCUAGCCAGGACGCGAAAGGAGCCGCUUCAUCAACCGACGCCAGUCAAAGACUCGCGGUGGAAGCGACGCCAAAGCUCCGAAGGACGUCAUCGGGACCGUCCAGGAGACCAGCCCGGACAGCGAAGGAGCCGGUGCCGUGGACCUCGCUGGCUGUUCAGACAGCCGCCGGCGUGAUCGCGCUUCUGUGCAAGCCGCAAGAGGGCGGCGAAUCCGUGAGCCUGCUGCCGUCAAAGCCGCUGCAGGCGAAGCUGGGCGCGCCGCCGGUCCGCGAGACCAGGGUGCCGCGCCUCGUCAAAGUGAGCGUCAGCGACGAGGACUCGAGCGCGGACCGCGAGGACAGUGCGUCGUCCGGACAACGGGACUCCUCUUCUAGUCUUGCUCAACCUUCUUCGUAGUUGGGGGGGUCAGUCGUUGAAAAAAUACGAAAGGAGGUGGUGGCCCAGCCGAUGCCGCUCAAAUAGGGUUGCUGGCACUGCAUGUGGGUGCACUGUGCACGGAACGCGGUCUCCGUCGGGUUGUCGAUAUAGAUGUCACCACCUUGGUGCACUCGUUGGUGCAGGGCACCAGUGUCCACGCCAGGACACCCGCUAGUCACUUCGAGACUGUCUAUACGUGCGAGAGUCAAGUUGUAAGCAAGCGACAUCGGUACCGAGCGCCUGCAGUAGCUUGGAGCACUGUUAUAAGAACAGGCUUAGCGGUAAACCGUGGAAGGUUACAGGCUACUACUUUCAGUGCGGCAUGUGGUGUUGAAAUGGAUACACGAAGGAUCCGCUAGUCCGCUACAUCGCUGAGAGAGAGAGAGAGAGUGAUUGUGAAGAGGAAGAGGAAGAGGCGCUAUUUUCAGCAAUCCUUGAGGGAGUAUGGCUCAGCGCCUCAUCGCUAAGGGGCAGCGUAAUAUCCAGAUGGAGAAAGAGAUAGAGAGAGAUGCAAUAAGGGAAAGGCAGGGUUGUUAACCAGAUUGAGUCCGGUUGACUACUCUGCUCUAGGGAAUGGGGGAACGUGAAUAAAAAUGAGAAGGAGAGUAAAACCUUCACAGCGAGCAUGCACGAAAACAAACGCUGAAGCGGUCAUACAGGCUGGGGGAUCUCAAGAAACGCAGCGAUGCCUUUAUGGCGUCGUAACCAAGAUGCGAUUUCAAGGCAUAUAGGAACACCCUUAAGUAAAGGUUUCAAGAAAUUCAGAUUGUUUGCUAUAGUGUGUCAAGCAAGUGACACAGGCUGUUUCGAUGCCUAUCACAAAAAGGAACCAGAGGACUGACAUACGUCAUUUCAGCAACUAUUUAGGCUCGUGCUAACUGGUUCAGUAAGCCCACAGGCAGGAAGACAUUAGAGCCCGGAUACAACGAGCACCUUCGUAGGGUGCUCGAACGAGCACAACGAGCAAUGUUCGUAGUAGCCGAAAGAUCGCUUUAAGCGGGAUCAAUAUGCGGGACUUUAGUUGGAAUGUAUACAAGCUUAAAGUACUGCCAUUGAUUCAAUACGGCAAUGACGGUGUAUGCGGCGCAAUGCAGGGUUGUCAAGGUGGGAAAGGGUAGGUUGUGAAAAAUGUGUUCCCUCCGGGGAAGCCAAUCUUGGUAGAAGCACGAGCAAUAACGAUCACUACGGUUUAUUUCGUUAGGAACGAAUGCCCGGAGAUCUGGUAAGAGAAAUUUGAGGAUUUCGACAGAGUGUUCGAUGGAAAAGUCCGUGAAGGACAGCAGGGCGAUCGAUGAUAGCAGCUAGUUUCUACCUUUAUCGAUCUUCGGCUUCGCGAGUCGAUUUAGAAGGUGCUUUCUCUUGCAGGUCUCGGACUUCCGAGCCGCCGAUUACGCCCUCUUGCACAGAAGAAAAGAAAGAUCGUGCAAGAUGUGGCAUGGUUUGCAGCGCUCUCUAUAGGCUCUUGUCCUGUAAAGACCAUUUGAAAUCGUGCCAAGAUAAACUAUUAUUUCCUAGCUUGAUGUAUCGGUGUUUGUUUUUUAUUGAUUUCUAGUAUUUCUUUGCAAGCCUAUAUGUACCGCAUUUCUGGCUAUAUUGCUGUCAC